UCGAAUGUAAUCAAGUGUUGAAUCAACGAAUGACAAAAAUCCUUUGACUCGUGCCACUCGCGUUGGAAGGUAAUCCAUAACGAAUGGAUUACCUUCCAACGCAAAUAUUCGACGCUGGACAUUGGAGGUUCGUAGCUUGUCCAUCGACUACACAAUGCGUCGAACCAUCGAGCGUCCAACAUUCGGGGUUGUUCGUAGCAUCGUAUAGCGCCGGCAUAAGCUUUAGAUGCUUUUAGUUUGUAAAAUAAUUAAUAACUGUUACAAGUGGUCUUAAAAGAGAGUGUUAUUCUGAAAACCAUACCGAGAAUGGUAGCAAAGUAUUGUCAUGAUUCGAUGCGUCGAAUGUGAAUAAAACCAGAAAAAUCUGGGAUUGGUUCGAUGCAAGUGGCAAGGGUAAACUGUUCAAUCAAAUGAAUAAAGUAGCUGUCGGCAAAGCUAUUAAAAAAGCUUUUGUUAGGAUAUAUAAAACUGCACUAGAAGAGUGGGAUGGCGUUUUUGAGCUACAUUGACCAAUGCAUUCACCAUCAAGAGCAGAUACUAAAAUCUAUUCUGCAGAAAUUGAGCAGUUUCACUCCCCAGUUAAGUAGUUGUCCUACGUACGACAAAUGCCACCAAGAGUUCAUAACCGUCAACAACAUUUCCGAGAUGGAGCCAGAGUUAUUGAUUGAUGGCCACCAGCUGUCAAAUAAUGAUAACAUUUCCGAGAUGGAUACAAUCGAACAGAAACCCGAAACGCUAAUCAAUAGACAAAAUGGAAAACUCUUAUAUCAGAAAAAUAGACGAAGAAGAAAACAACACCUUAAUAAUUCCGGCUGCAAGAAAAGGUAGUUUGGAUGCUACGCAAAAGAAACGAACGGAGGUUCGAUGAAAUAUCACAUACGGUUACACACAGACCAAGGCGGAUAAUAAGAGUUAUCACAAAAUUAGAAUAGUGUUAUGUUUACUGUGUAUUUAAAAAUGACUGAGUGAUAUGAUCAAUUGAAAUGGACCAGUCUCAGUAGCUCUGACUUUUCGUUUGGCUCGCUAAAAAUGUUGAUAGUACAUUGAAAUAAACCGGAUUUUCGGUUAAAUAAAAUUCCAACACAAGAGUUGGAACAACAUAACUAACCAUCAUGAACGAAUCAGAGUCGAUUCGACUGGAUCUAGAGAUUUCGAAUCGGCUGCAAAAUGAACAUCCUGAACAGUUCGUUACACUCGUCAGAAUGCAUCUGUCGUUCGAGUUGGAUUUGAAUACCGACACAGAAAACGAUCCAACGGGCAUUGAGAAGACGAAAAGCAAAAAGUGGAAAGGAUUCCAUAAGAAGGCUAAAUCCUGUACAUCGAAUAAAUCCACCUCGCCAGAAACUGCAAAAACGGUUCUGACAAAACAGAACAUCCGUGACGUUAAGCAACUUAUUCAGUUUCUUGUACAAGAAAGAAAUAUUUCCCAAGAGGGUAUCUUCCGGAAGUCGGGUUCCCUUAAUCGUCAGAAUGAGCUGAAAAAUUCUCUUACUCAAGGCCUUCCUAUACAUCUUGAAAAGGGAGAUUUCACGGCGCAUGAUUGUGCGAGUGUUUUGAAGAGUUUCUUAGCCGAUCUUUCUGAGCCUCUUUUGACAGAGCUUUACUAUCCAGCAUAUUGCCAAGUGGCGGAGUUUUGCCAUUCCAAAGAUUCCCUGAAGGUUCGGGAAGAUAGGUUAUUAAACGCUAUUCGACUUCUGUUCCUUCUGCUGCCAAAGGAGAAUAAUGUCCUGUUGAAAUGCAUAAUAGAUAUGCUGCAUGAAACCACUCAACAUGAGGCGACGAAUAAAAUGUCUGCCGAUAAUUUGGCAACUCUUUUCACACCCCAUUUGAUUUGUCCGCGGAAGCUUUCCCCAGAGGCAUUGCACACGACAGCACAACAAAUGUCCGGAAUCAUUAGCUUCAUGAUAAAAACGGGUUCUCGUUUGUUUCACAUUCCACCAAAGCUGGCAACGGACAUUCGCGCGUUUUUCGUAGAAAGGAAACGUCGCAAAACGAUGUCCCCGGAGCAUGUGCUGAAUGAUUCUAUUACCUCCGAUUCGGUCGUAAACACGGUGUACACAUUCGUAGAUCGUGUGAAAACUGCCGAAGCGCACGUGAUGAACUCUACCGAUACCGCACUGGCUCAGCUCUAUGCCCACAUUCAGAGUCUACCGGAGUCAUCGAAAAAAAAGAAACUGAUCAAACAGUUCAAUCGCGAAAACGGCCAUGGAACACCUCUGCAAGUGCUGAUGCUUAGAGAGAAAAACUCCGGCGGUUCGACUGUGAAGGGACCGAAAUCGAUAAGUGAUUCCAUUAAGCGGCAUAUCUUCCAUAAAAGCAUUACGUCUAAAACGCCGAAACGAACCACUCAAUCGCGGGUCAGCUUUCAGACCCCAAAUGGAAGUUUGUCGAGUGUACCCAAGCAACGGGUACUUUUCCAAAGCCCAUUGUCCUCCGCGACAAACUCUCCCAAAAUAAUGGCGAAGCGUUGUUCUACGAUAUCCUCCUCGUCGUAUUCGUCAUCCGAAACCACCGGUACCAUCUCUUCGAGUCCAUGCACCACAGUUGGCAGGAGCAGCAGCGGCUCGUCUACGGCAUCCAGCGGUUCAGAACAAAGUGAAACCAGACGAACCGUGGAAUUUGUCGGUCUGAGCGAGACGGAGAACUACGGUGGUGGAAAGCGGUGCAGGAUGAAUGUUGAAAUAGACGAGGAACCAUCCGGGACGGAAGACGACGAGGAUUUUGUAGAGCAGGAGGAUGAUGAUAUUGGCGAUGAAGAAGAUGAUAGCGAACCACGGGAUGGUGGAAGGACUCUUAGUGAUAACGAGGAGGAUCGAUAUUGCUCAGUGGGAAGUCUAAGUGACAGCCGAUCCAAGUACAAAUCGGAGCCUAAUUUGAGCACGAUUACACACACAGAAGACCAUGUACGAUCUUCCAACGGGAAAGAGAAGAAAAAGUCUUUUCUGAAAAACAAACUAAUCAAAGGCGUGUCUAUGGGAAACUUGAAGUUUCCUUUCGGCCAGGAGAAUAGGUCCGGCAAGAAGUCUGCCUCCUCAUCGUUGUUAAAAUGUUGCUUCGAAGAUAACUUAAAAAAUGCAGAGCAGAAAAGUGAAACCUGUUUAGGAGGAUCGGUCGUUUCGAUAGCGUCUCCGAUGGUGUUGUCGAGUAUGUCGCCAAUUUUCGACAAACAUUUUACGGCUCAUGAUGAUGAAUACGAUCAGAAAAGCAUGUUAAGUGAAAAUAACGCCAAUUUGGAAACGAAUGCGUGGAAUACAGGCUACUUGACCAGCACUCCCGCCUUCAGUGGACGGGAUUCCAUGUCACCAAUAACCAAAUCUACUCAACGGAUGCCAAAAUCAAUGCAGGAAUCCAUCAUGACGCCACGUUCGCGUAAGCCCGUCAUGGUAUUGGCUGGGAUGAACGUUAUGGAGCAACACUCCACCUAUGCUAGCCAGGGAAGUUUCUCCAGCCUCCGGGAAGAAGACGAGGAAGAGGCUACCGAGGCGGCGAUCAAAAUUCAUCAAGCGAACGACGAGGCGGAUAGCAUCUCAGGUUCACUCUAUCCAAUGCGAACUAGGAAAGAUGACAGCCAAGCAAUCAACUCAAACGAAAUUGGAUUGGCUCAAGACUCUGGAAUAACGGAGCCGUCUACGUCCGUCGGGGGUGUAGCGAACAGUGCUUUGGCGCACGGUAACGACGAAGAAACUGGUUCUCUUACGAGUACAUUUAGAGAAUACUUGCUGAGCCGUAGCGUUAUGACCGAUAGUCCUGCAGAUCUGUCGUUUUCGAGUCAAUCAGACGAUUUUGACUCAAGCGCCGAUUUGGAAAACAUGAGUGAGUCACAGAUGAGCAAGAGUCUUCUGUUCUGUAUGAACGGAAACAAACCAAUUGAUGAUUGUGAGUCUACGUUGGUUAGUAUACGAAAGCGUCACUCAGAAGAAUCCGAGAACACCCUAUCGAAAAAACAAGUGCUAUCGAUCGAUCCAGAAUUGGACGAAACAUCGCUCUGAUAUGUUAGGAUUCCCCAUGGAAAUUGGUUGAACAAUUUCUAUUAUUGCAGUUAAUCAAAUAGAGUACGAUUAUUUUAUUGUUUCUUAAAACUAGAACCACAGAUUUUAAGAACAGCAAAUUUUGCGAAAAAUGAUAAGACAAAUACAAUAGCCCUCUGAAAGAGAAAACAUAA
This is a messenger RNA of Toxorhynchites rutilus septentrionalis, 4162 nucleotides long. RefSeq names its product rho GTPase-activating protein 24 (gene RhoGAP54D). The transcript is spliced from 9 exons. Gene Ontology annotation, cellular component: cytoplasm. Lineage: Eukaryota; Metazoa; Arthropoda; Insecta; Diptera; Culicidae. Bases 1113 to 3989 code for a protein of 958 amino acids. The record is from RefSeq and is a predicted model, not a curated record. Gene Ontology annotation, biological process: signal transduction; regulation of small GTPase mediated signal transduction. Gene Ontology annotation, molecular function: GTPase activator activity.